UGUCUAGUCUGUGGUGAUCGUGCCUCGGGUCUGCAUUAUGGUGUACUGUCUUGCGAAGGCUGUAAAGCUUUCUUUAAACGUAGCAUUCAAUCUUCCGUUGCUUAUACUUGUCCUUCUGGAAGUCGAUGUAAAGUUGAUAAACAACGUAGAAAAUGUUGCCAAGCAUGUCGACUCCAAAAAUGUUUCGAUGUGGGGAUGAUCAGAGAAGGUGUUAGAAAAAAUCGAAAUCCUGGUGGUAGAGUUAAGUACGAAAAA
Messenger RNA from Trichoplax adhaerens, 255 nucleotides. RefSeq lists its product as uncharacterized. The annotation marks the transcript as partial. The transcript has 3 exons. Gene Ontology annotation, biological process: regulation of DNA-templated transcription. The record is from RefSeq and is a predicted model, not a curated record. Gene Ontology annotation, molecular function: sequence-specific DNA binding; zinc ion binding; DNA-binding transcription factor activity. NCBI's taxonomy places the organism in Eukaryota, Metazoa, Placozoa, Uniplacotomia, Trichoplacea, Trichoplacidae.